CCUCCACCGUCCACUGUCUAGCUGCACCGGUUCCACCACAUUCUUUUUUACUCCUAUAGGUCGCUCUUUUCCCUUUUAAACCUUUUACGGCCUGCGUGAGCUUGCAAAAUCUUUCAAUCUUCCUAGUCGUUCUGCAAUGUUUUCAAAGCUGUUCACUAUCACUGUUAUCUCCGCCAUCAUUGGUGCCUAUGCCGAUGUCGUUCCUACCGUUCCAGGACCGGGUGACUCGUAUGACGAGGGAGAUACCUGCGUUAUAGAAUGGACCGGAGACAAAUCGUCGACGACGGCAUGGAAGGACAUGGCUAUCGAGCUGAUGACCGGGAGCAACACUGCCAUGGUUCACAUAACAACGGUUGCAACAGGACAAGACGGAACAGCAGACGGUUCAUACAACUAUACAUGUCCAGACGUGACCCCUAACUCUGCAAUCUAUUUCUAUCAGUUCACCGCUCCUGCAGCUGCCAACACGACCUGGGUCACCCGCUUCACUAUUGCCUCUACCAACGGUAAAAGCACUACACCCACAAACUCUACUCAACCCGACGGUUCUGAUAUCGCCUGGGGGACCGGCGCCCUUGUCGAUCCCUCCCUUGCUGUUGCGGCUCCUGACUUUUCUUCGAACUCUACUUCUGCCACGUACUCAGCAUCAGUAAUGACCACGAGUACGGUUCAGACCACGACCGAGGCAACGUCGUUAGCCGCCUCCGAUACUACCAGUACAAGCACGACGGAGGCGUCUGCCAAAAGUACCAAUUCAAACUCUGCCAAGACUAGUAAUGGCGCAGUGAACUUUGGUGCACAGGCAUGGCAGGCGCUGAUGGUUAUGGGCGUAUCGUCUGUGGUGUUCGCGAUUCUCCUCUAAAUUUUGAUACCCAUUGGAGAUCGCAAGCGAAUACUUAUUUGUAUCUUAAUCACGUCUUUCUUUUGUCUUCGUUCAUUUUGGUGCGGGUUCUGGCUCUUUCAAAAAUAAAAUUUGCAGCAUUCAUAUGUCCGGGUGUUCUUAAGAAUACAAACAUACAAAGGUAUUGUACUUCCAUCUACGAGCAGGUAGCUGAUUUCAGAUGUUCAGGAGUGUUUUGGCGGGCUCACGACUGGAGAUUUCCUUCUUUUCUCCUUCACUUAUGACGCGGUUUGAUUGGGCUUGGUCGGGACUCGGUAUCCUCGAUUGCGCGGAACUUAAUCGGAUGGGUCCCGAAAAGGUCAUAGUGCGAGCACAUGUCGAGAACACUGAUUGGCC
Messenger RNA from Guyanagaster necrorhizus, 1237 nucleotides. RefSeq lists its product as uncharacterized. NCBI's taxonomy places the organism in Eukaryota, Fungi, Basidiomycota, Agaricomycetes, Agaricales, Physalacriaceae. The transcript is spliced from 4 exons. The record is from RefSeq and is a predicted model, not a curated record. The coding region runs from base 137 to 862 and encodes 241 amino acids.